AUGGGCGAUAUCUUGGUGCCUCCUUUUCUUCUUACCUCAGGCGACAAGGCCAAUGAGACCGACCUCGACGGUCUCCUUUUCCGAGCGCCAAGUGCUAACGUAGGGGAAAUCGCUCACCCAACCUCUGGGAUUUCAGGGCUUGUUGUCGAUACUGCACUGACUGGUGCCUGUGUCUCUCCGGCCUCCGGGCUGCCACAUGCACUUGUUUUGUCCACGGAAUCAUGUGUCGGUGUCUCUGGUCCUGUAGCCACUGAAGAAAUGUCGUUGCAGCAUAAGUCGCAAAGAGCAACAGUCUCUUGGUUGUCCGCAUCGACCAGCUCCACAGAACUAGUACCUCCCGCCAUUCUGCUGUAUUUCCGUCGUGGAUGGGGCCAACUGCUACUGCAACCCUUGGGCUUCAAGACAGGACUCAUUUGCUUUCUGGAGCCAGCCAUAGUGAAAGACUCACGCAAAACACCGAGGCCUCUCCGGAUUUUGCUGCCUGCAUCACAAAUUCCUGAUUGCUCUGCUUCAACAUCACUUCUCUAUCUAUUCAAAGCACUGGCCGCCAUUCCCUAUCUUCGAGAGCCUGAUAUAAGCAAGUUUCCGUCAUUGGCAUUAGUUCAGAAAGCGUCUACUCUGCAUCCGUCUAAACAGCAACUCCAUGGACACACAGAGCCUACACUUUCACCUACGCAGUAA
Molecule: messenger RNA, 681 nt
Organism: Protopolystoma xenopodis
Lineage: Eukaryota; Metazoa; Platyhelminthes; Monogenea; Polystomatidea; Polystomatidae
Source: the annotation of a GenBank genome assembly